UAUGCGUACCAACUACCAGCAAUUUUCAACUGGCAUUCUUCUUCAAAUCCCAAGGUCUUCUUGCUGCUGGCCGGUGAGCAUAUGAUAACAAUGAUAGAUCCGUCUCCGUGAACAAAUACAAGAGCCUCAUAGUGUAUCGACCAUAAAUGGCUGAUACAACAGCCCUGAGUUACUGGUUGAAUUGGAGGUUCUUCCUUUGUGCACUAUGGGUCCUCAUAGCUAUCAUAGCAGCUGUGAUAUUAAUACUCAAAUAUGAAGUGUUCAAUAAAAAGAGAUGCCGCCAACGAGAUAAUGAGGCAGACAUUGAACCCAUUGGGAUUUUAUAUGAGGAUGAAACUUGGAGGACCUCUUUGAAAGGAAUGCACCCUGGUUGGCUACUUGCUUACCGAUUAAUUGCUUUCUCUAUACUAUUGGCAUUGCUCAUCUCUAAUUUAGUGAUUGGGGGAGCUAGAGUGCUUUUCUUUUACACUCAGUGGACAUUUGCUUUGGUCACUUUCUAUUUUGGGCUUGCAUCUUCACUCUCCAUUUACGGGUGUUACCAAUAUUGGAAUGAAGUUGGUGAUGACAACAUCAAUCGUGUGGGUUUAGACACAGAACAAGGCACCUUCACAGCUCCCUUAAUAGAACAUAGUUUGGCUUCUCAGCACUUGCCCACGGAACCAAGUAAGCAUGAAGAAAUUAACGUUCGCAAGACUGCUGGCACGUGGGGAUAUUUCUUUCAAAUAGUCUUUCAGAUAUGUGCAGGUUCGGUGGGGCUCACAGAUACUGUAUUUUGGCUAAUAAUCUAUCCAUUUCUUACUCCUUUAACUUACAAGUUAAAUUUUUUAAAUGUUAGUUUGCAUUCGAUCAACGCUGUUCUCCUCCUCAUUGAAGUGAUUCUAAAUCGUCUACGGUUCCCCUUCUUCCGUUUAGCAUACUUUGCUCUAUGGACAUGUACAUUUGUCAUCUUCCAAUGGAUUCUCCAUGCUUGUGUAUCAAUGUGGUGGCCAUAUGCCUUCCUUGACUUAUCAUCUCCAUAUGCUCCCAUCUGGUAUCUUGGAGUGGGAUUAAUUCACCUCCCUGCAUUUGGCAUCUUUGCACUCAUAGUUAUGUGGAAGCAGUUGCUUUUCUCAAGAUUUUCUCAAAAUCUUGUAGCAUGAGGUAAGAAAUAGGGAAAUUGUUUUGUUGGUUGUGAAGCCCAUCAACUUACACCUUUUUCUUCAUGUGGUAAUCAUUUUU
This is a messenger RNA of Cynara cardunculus var. scolymus (artichoke), 1218 nucleotides long. RefSeq lists its product as uncharacterized. The record is from RefSeq and is a predicted model, not a curated record. The transcript has 9 exons. The coding region runs from base 147 to 1139 and encodes 330 amino acids. NCBI's taxonomy places the organism in Eukaryota, Viridiplantae, Streptophyta, Magnoliopsida, Asterales, Asteraceae. Gene Ontology annotation, cellular component: membrane.